Cylicostephanus goldi is the source of this 369-nucleotide messenger RNA. Lineage: Eukaryota; Metazoa; Nematoda; Chromadorea; Rhabditida; Strongylidae. The record is from the annotation of a GenBank genome assembly.
AUGUCGCCUUCUCCUGAAGAUGGAAAGGAAUCCAGUGUCCCAGUCGAUGUGCAGAUUACCGAUGUCAACGAUAAUGCUCCAGUAUUCAGUAGACCACUGUAUACAACACAAGUUCGGGAAGAUUUCCCUGUGGGAGAAACGAUACUCCAAGUACGAACCGAAGACAAAGACUCUGGUGACAACGCACGUGUUCACUAUUCAGUAGACAACGACAAUUUUACAAUCAAUGAUAGAGGAGAACUUUCUGCAAAGGUCCACAUCCGAACUGAGAACACAAACGAUGAAGCCCCUGUCUUCUUUCCGACGCGGCACUACACGGCAUACAUAGCGGAAGAUGCUCAAGGAGGAACUCCAGUAGUUCAGAUACAG